Messenger RNA from Lodderomyces margitis, 1374 nucleotides. Its product is annotated as ERMES complex subunit. Gene Ontology annotation, cellular component: ERMES complex; endoplasmic reticulum. The transcript has a single exon. Gene Ontology annotation, molecular function: lipid binding. Gene Ontology annotation, biological process: phospholipid transport; mitochondrion organization. Bases 1 to 1374 code for a protein of 457 amino acids. The record is from RefSeq and is a predicted model, not a curated record. NCBI's taxonomy places the organism in Eukaryota, Fungi, Ascomycota, Pichiomycetes, Serinales, Debaryomycetaceae.
AUGCCGGACGAACUGAUACUCUCCUCUGAAUCAACUGCUAUGACAUCAGACCUUUCAACAAUAGAUCUACCGACGUCUCAAUCACAACCGUCUAAGGAGGAAGUUCAAAUACAACUUUUACAACAAUUACAAGAACAAUUAAAAGUACAACAAGAUCUUUUAAAUCAUCAACACGAAGCUUACAUCUUGGAUCAAGCUAAACAGCAGCAACACUUGCAACCCGAUACUUUACAUGCACCUCCACAUAAUCAACAAGCCACCCAUUGGAGUUUCACCCAGGGCUUGAUAAUUGGUCAAUUGAGCGUCAUUUUCGUUGUCAUUAUCUUCAUAAAGUUUUUUGUGUUUGCUGAUUCGUCAAGCACUCCAUCAAAGACAAUUAUACGUGAUGCAUCAGGAGUGAUAGUUAAACGAGAUAAGAAGCAAACUGGUGGUAGUAACAGCAGCAACAAUAACAAUGGUAAUAGCAAUAACCAACGCAAUUCUUAUUUAAAUCGAGAAGAAGCAGAUGCAUCAGCUGAAGAUGAACGAUUAUUGAGCAAUCGAGCCAAAGUAUCGGCCAUUUUAGAAAAGACCUACUAUGACGUUCAUAAUCAUUCUUCAGAAUCGUUGGAUUGGUUUAAUGUGCUUAUAGCACAAACUAUUUCUCAUUUCAGAACCGAGGCAUUAUUAGCUGAUAAUAUCUAUCAUUCGUUGAAUGAUUUUCUCGAUCAAACUGAAUUACCCGAUUUUAUGGAUAAAAUUACCUUGACUGAAAUUGAUAUCGGUGAUGAUUUCCCCAUUUUUUCCAAUUGUCGAAUCAAGCAAAGUAAUGAAGAUACUGGACGAUUAGAAGCUAAAAUUGAUGUUGAUUUAUCGGAUACAUUGACAUUGGGCAUUGAAACGAAGUUGUUAUUGAAUCAUCCACGGCCAUUGACUGCGAUUUUACCGGUGGCUUUAACUGUUUCGUUGGUGAGGUUUUCGGGCUGUUUGACUGUGUCGUUGAUCAACACUAAUGAUCAAGAAUUUGCUGAUCUGAAGAAUAUCAAUAAUAAUAAUAAUAACGACCACGAGACUAGCUCUUCUUCAACUAUUAAUGGCGAAAGAAAUGGUGUCCAACAGCAACAGAGCAAUGAUAACGGUAAUGGCGUUGGAACUGCAUUGAUGUUUUCAUUCUCACCUGAUUAUCGACUAGAAUUUGUCGUCAAGUCAUUAAUUGGAUCAAGAGCCAAACUACAAGAUGUGCCGAAAAUAUCCUCCCUUGUUGAAAACAGAUUACGAACUUGGUUUAUUGAACGAUGUGUUGAACCUAGAUUUCAAGUUGUUAGAUUGCCUUCAUUGUGGCCAAGGACGAAAAAUACUAGAGAGCCAAUUAAAGUUAAAGAAGGCGACGAAUAG